This is a messenger RNA of Octodon degus (degu), 1450 nucleotides long. RefSeq names its product gap junction protein beta 5 (gene Gjb5). Gene Ontology annotation, cellular component: connexin complex. The transcript is spliced from 2 exons. The record is from RefSeq and is a predicted model, not a curated record. Gene Ontology annotation, biological process: cell communication. NCBI's taxonomy places the organism in Eukaryota, Metazoa, Chordata, Mammalia, Rodentia, Octodontidae. The coding region runs from base 389 to 1210 and encodes 273 amino acids.
GAGGCUGUCCGGAGGCCGGACUCAGCCAAUGGCAGCGCAUGCCGCAGCUCCUCCUCCUCCCCUGGCCUGCCCCAUACACCCAGGCUGCUCCGCAAGCUCCGGCCCAGGAACGUGCUUCCCCAGACACCUUCCCCAGUUCUGACAUGACUUCCUGCGACUUGCUGACUUCCACUGCCAGCUGCCACAAGCGGGGUCCCAGACAGCCCUGAGGAGCAGCGGCUCAGGACUCUUGGAGGAGGGGGUGCUCCCUGGACCUGCUUUCACCUGCUUUUGUGAGCAGAGGAUUAAAUAUGGAGCCUAUUCUAUAAAGCACUCAACAAGCUUUCUUUCAACUUGGGAAAUUAUUUUGAUCCUUCCUUUGCAGUGGUGAGCAGUACUUGGGUCCACCAUGAACUGGGGGAUCUUCGAGGCGCUCCUGAAUGGGGUCAACAAGUACUCCACCGCCUUUGGGCGCAUCUGGCUGUCUCUGGUUUUCAUCUUCCGCCUGCUGGUGUACUUGGUGACGGCUGAGCGUGUGUGGAGUGACGACCACAAGGACUUCGACUGCAACACCCUCCAGCCAGGCUGCUCCAAUGUCUGUUUUGACCACUUCUUCCCUGUGUCCCACGUGCGCCUCUGGGCCCUGCAGCUCAUCCUGGUCACGUGCCCCUCACUGCUGGUGGUCAUGCACGUGGCCUACCGCAAGGCUCAGGAGAAGAAGCACCAAGAGGCAUUUGGGGAAGGUGGCGGGCGCCUGUACCCGGACCCGGGCAAGAAGCGGGGUGGGCUGUGGUGGACGUACGUCUGCAGCCUGGUCUUUAAGGCCAGCAUAGACAUCACCUUCCUCUAUUUGUUCCACUCUUUCUAUCCCAAAUACAUGCUCCCUCGUGUGGUCAAGUGCCACUUGGCUCCCUGUCCCAACACAGUGGACUGCUUCAUCUCCAAGCCCUCAGAAAAGAACAUCUUCACUAUCUUUAUGGUGGUCACGGCCGCCAUCUGCAUCCUGCUCAACCUUGUGGAACUAUCCUACCUCGUGAGCAAGCGAUGUCGCGAGUUUGUAGUGACAGGGAAAGCACAGGCCACACCCAUGGGGCAUCACCCAGGCUGUGUCACAACGUCUUGCAAACAGAGCGACCUCCUCUCAGGCGACCUCAUCUUCCUGGGUUCUGACACUCACCCUCCGCUCAUGCCCGACUGCCCCCGAGACUACGUGAAGAAAACUGUUGUGUGAGGAGCUGCCUGGGUGGACCUGUGGGGUGGGUCUGGCCUGGGAGGUCCUGGCUUCUCUCACAAGUAUAGUCUGAGGCUGGAGGAGCAGGGUGAUGAGUUGGAAGGAGGACUCCGACAGCAUGGGGCCCAAGUCCUGGCCCCAGCUCUGGGGACCUGGACUGCCCUGUACCUGUUUCUUUUGCUGCAAAAUGCUGAUGUAGAGGACAACCACAUGGGGGUGGGGUGGUAGGGAGAUGUUUAG